AUGGUAUCUAUCUAUCUAUCUAUCUAUCUAUCUAUCUAUCUAAUCUCAGAGUUACCGUUCCUUCCAACAUUAUAUUUAUGUAUCUACUUGAGAGUUUUAUUACAGUUUUUAUUUAUUAAUGGUGGGACAACGACUUCGGUCGUUUUCAUUUUCCUAUUUCUUCUCUUUUUCAACCACUAUUCUUUUUUUUUUUUCUUCAUUUUUUCCUUAACUAAUCUUCUCUUUAUUAUCUAUCUGUAUACGCGCCAUUAUCUAUCGCCAUUUCCCUUCUUUUUUAAAAAUUCAGCGUCCUGCUUCUGUCUUUUUGUCCUUUCUUCUUUUUUUCUUCUUCACCGCCCACCCUUUACUUCAACAUUCUCCUUCCUUUUCUUCUUCAGACUUCUCUUUCCGCUUUCUUUCUCGAACUCUUCACUCACUUUUUCUCACUAUUCUCCUUUGUCUUCUUUUUUACUCAGUACUCUCACCUUUUCUUCUUCACUUUUUUCUCUCCCUUUUUAUCUCCAAACUUCUCUUUCCCUUCUCUUCUUCAAUCUUCUCUUCUUAUCCUUCCCCUUUUUCCUCACUCUCUUUUUAAUCACUGUCUCCUCUCACCUUUUCUUCCUCACUCGCUUCUCUCCCUUUUCUUCCUUUGUCUUCUUUUUCCCUUUUCUUCUGACAUGUCUUCUCUUCUUUUCCUUUCCCAAACCUCUCUCUCCCUUUUCUACUUCAAUCUUUUCUCUUCACAUACAUCCCCAGCCUCCUUUCUCCAUUUCCUUUCCUAGUCCUAUCCUUCCGUUUUCUUUCUCAGUGUCCUCCCUCGCUCUCCUCUCUCUCGCUUUUCUUCCUGUUUUCUUUAACCCCCUUCUUCAUGACUCUUUCUUCCCUUUUCCUCCUAAAACGCCUCAUUCUUUUCUACCUGAGCCUCCUCCUUCCAUUCCACUCUACUUCCAUUCUUUUUUUUCUUGUCCUUCUUUAUUCUUCCGCAUUCUCCCCUCUUCCUUUCCAUCAUCUUUAUUUAUUCUCCCUUUUCUUCUGCAAUCUCUUUCUCUCUCUCUCUCGUUACUUUCUCGGUCUUCUCUGUCCCUUUACUUUUGCAAUCUUCUCUCUCUAUCUCUCUCUCUUCACUAUUUCCCUCUCUCCCCCUCUCCCGCUCGUUACUUUCUAGGGCGUCUCCCUUCAUUUUCUUUUGUAAUCUUCUCUUUGUCUUUUCUUCUGCCGUCUUCUCUCUCUCUCUCUCUCUCUCUUUACUUUCUAGGGUUUCUCUCUCACUUUUCAUUUAUACUCUUCUCUCUCUCUCUCUCUUUCUCUCUCCCUCGAUCUACUCAGUCCCUUUUCUCCUCAAGACAACUCUCCCGUUUCUAUCCAAGUCUUCUCUUUCUAUUUCAUCCUACAGCCGGCUUUCAAACAUUUCUUCCACAGUCCCCACUUCCUUUUCUUCCUUUGUCUUUUUCAUCAUUUUCUUAUCUACACACUUCUCCUUCCCUUUUCUUUUCCAAACUUCUCUCAUCUUUUAAUUCCUCACUCUCCUCUCUCUCUUUCUCGCUUUUUGCCCACUCUCUUCUCUCCUUCUGUUUUCUCAGUCUUUCCUCUCACGUUUCUCCCUCACUCUCCUCCCUCCUUCUGUUUUCUCAGUUUCCCCUCUCACGUUUUUCCUCACCACCUCCCCCCCUACUCUUUUCUCAGUCUCCUUCACGUUUCUUCCUCACUAUCGCCCUCUUUCUUUUUCAGUCUACCCUCUCACGUUUCCCUCACUCUCCUCCCUCCUUCUGUUUUCUCAGUUUCCCCUCUCACGUUUCUUCCUCACUCACCUCCCCUACACUCUUUUCUCUCUCCUGCUCACGUUUCUUCCUCACCUCCCCCUACUCUUUUCUCAGUCUCCCGCUCACGUUUCUUCCUCACUAUCGCCCCUCCUUCUCUUUUCUCAGUCUACCCUCUCACGUUUCUUCCUCACUCUCCUCCCUCCUUCUGUUUUCUCAGUUUCCCCUCUCACGUUUCUUCCUCACUCACCUCCCCCUACUCUUUUCUCAGUCUCCCGCUCACGUUUCUUCCUCACUCUCCUCCCUCCUUCUCUUUUCUCAGUCUUCCCUCUCACGUUUCUUCCUCACUCCACUCUCUCCUUUUAUUUUCUCCGUAUCCACUCUCACGUUCCUUCUCUCCAUUCUCUUUUCCCAGUCUCCCCUCUCAUGUUUCCUCCUCACACUCUUUUCUCCCUUUCUAUACUCAGUCUUCCCUUUCACAUUUCUACCUCACCUAUCACUUUCCUUCUUCAUCAUGUCCUCUCACGUUUCUUCCUCACUAUCCUCCCUCCUUCUCUUUUCUCAGUCUUCCCUCUCAUGUUUCUUCCUCACUCUCCUCCCCCUUCUCUUUUCUCAGUCUUCCCUCUCACGUUUCUUCCUCACUAUCCUCCCUCCUUCUCUUUUCUCAGUCUUCCCUCUCAUGUUUCUUCCUCACUCUCCUCCCUCCAACUCUUUUCUCAGUCUCCCCUCUCACGUUUCUUCCUCACUAUCCUACCUCCUUCUCUUUUCUCAGUCUUCCCUCUCACGUUUCUUCCUCACUCCACUCUCUCCUUUUAUUUUCUCCGUUUCCACUCUCACGUUCCUUCUCUCCAUUCUCUUUUCCCAGUCUCCCCUCUCAUGUUUCCUCCUCACACACUUUUCCCCCUUUCUAUACUCAGUCUUCCCUUUCACAUUUCCACCUCACCUAUCACUUUCCUUCUUCAUUAUGUCCUCUCACGUUUCUUCCUCACUAUCCUCCCCCUUCUCUUUUCUCAGUCUCCCCUCUCACGUUUCUUCCUCACUCUCUUUCCGCCCUAUUCUUCCUCUUUCUUCUCUUCCCAUUUUUUUUUUUUUAUCUUCAGUCUCCUUUUCUUAA
Molecule: messenger RNA, 2850 nt
Organism: Acanthosepion pharaonis
Lineage: Eukaryota; Metazoa; Mollusca; Cephalopoda; Sepiida; Sepiidae
Source: the annotation of a GenBank genome assembly